This is a messenger RNA of Amphimedon queenslandica, 1330 nucleotides long. RefSeq names its product general transcription factor IIH subunit 3-like. NCBI's taxonomy places the organism in Eukaryota, Metazoa, Porifera, Demospongiae, Haplosclerida, Niphatidae. Bases 18 to 941 code for a protein of 307 amino acids. Gene Ontology annotation, cellular component: transcription factor TFIIH holo complex; transcription factor TFIIH core complex. Gene Ontology annotation, biological process: regulation of DNA-templated transcription; nucleotide-excision repair. The transcript is spliced from 10 exons. The record is from RefSeq and is a predicted model, not a curated record.
UAAUAAUAGCAAUUAAGAUGGCUACAGUUGCAGAGAAAAAUGUCCUCAUUGCUGUAAUAGAUGUUUCUCAGUUUUAUGAGCUUAGCAUGUCAUCAGAAGUCCAAUCACAAGUACUAUCAUUCCAGCAUUGUAUUGAUCAAAUCACUGUCUUCAUUAAUUCUUAUCUCCUCUCAAGCCAUUGUAACUCAGUAGCAGUCAUACUCUGUCAUCAAUUAGGAAGUACUUUAGUGUAUCCAGUCCCAAAUCAAGCAGAACUUGAUGAAGCUCACCCAGAACUCAACAAAGGGAAAUAUGAGCCAAUUGGGCUCAUGAAUGGACUACUAAGAGAAAGAAUUAACCAAUUCAUGCUUUCCAUAUCUGAGAACAUUCCAGCUCUAGUGUCUUCAUCAACAUUAUUGUCUGGAGCUUUGAGCAUGUCAUUAUGCUAUGCACAGAGAUGUAGUCGUGAGGCUACAGCAGGAGAAACCAUCAAACCAAGACUAUUAGUAAUACGAGCAAGUACUGAUGCAGCCUCUCAGCACAUAGCAACUAUGAACUGCAUAUUUGCUGCACAGAAACAAAAUAUUCCAAUUGAUUGCUGUGCACUAUGGGAAGACUCGAGUUUCAUGCAACAAGCUACUGAUAUCACUGGUGGCAUUUAUAUUAAGAUCCCAGAGCCAGCUGGGCUCCUUCAGUUUUUGCUGUGGGUCUUUCUGCCUGAUAUCAAAUCCAGAUCUAGUCUACAGCUACCUCAGUCAUCUGUAGUUGACUACAGAGCUUCUUGUUUUUGUGAUCAAAAACUAGUCGAUACAGGAUUUGUUUGCUCUGUUUGCUUAGCCAUAUUUUGUAAAUUCACUCCUAUCUGCCCUGUAUGUCAAGCACACUUUAAAUUGCCCUCUCUACCUCAGCUCAAAUCCAAAAAGAAAGGGAAAUCAAGCAGCAAGAGCAAAGCUAAACAAUAGGAUGAGAGCCCACGUUAUUGCACGUGGGUAGACUCCACCCACCGGUUUUAUUAAUUUUAAUGUUGGGAGUGGCUGUGUUAUUAUGUCGAGAUUUAGAGCUGUUCUUGUCAUAAGUGUUGGGGUUCUUGGAGGCGGUGUGCUUGGAUUCUGGUACAGGGAAACUUACUGGGUCGAGAAGAAAGAGAGAGAGAAAAUAAAGAUGGAGGAAGAACUGAAGUCACUCAUAGAGCUGAGGAGAAGAAAAGAAGCUCUCCUCAUCAAUUUAAAACAAGAAACCACCAAAUAGCAUGAUUUAUAAUUUAAUAUACAAUAAUAUAAUAUAAGCAAUAGUAAUAUGGCAAAAUGACAAUAAUAAUAAUAACGAACAAAUACAGAAACGAUUAAAUCAA